GGCGGGGCUUGCUCUCCGGCGCUCACACUGAGGGCUCCGGCUGUUAUGGCCUCGUCCCGGAGGAUGAGCUUCUGCGGCCUGUGAGCGCGGUGUGCACGGCACCAUGACCCGGGGACUGCUGCUGCUCGGCGCCCUGCUGCUCUUCUGCGCCCCGCACACACCCGCGGGUGUGAACAUCUGCAGCAGCCGCAGUGUCAGCGUCACCUCCUGUCAGGACUGUCUGCUCAUCCAUCCGCAAUGUGCCUGGUGCUCCCAGGAGGUUUUCGGGGCGCCUCACACGGUGACCUCACGCUGCGAUUUGACGACAAAUCUGAUAAGUAAAGGCUGCUCUGUGGAUUUUAUCGAGGGCCCCAAGAGUAGAGUCACUGUGACCAGGAACCUCCCCCUCAGCAGCAAGGGGUCCGGGUCAUCACAGUCCGACAUCAUCCAGGUGACCCCACAGAGUCUCUCGCUGUCUCUGCGGCCAGGUGCGGCAGCCUCUUUUAAGGUGCAUGUGCGGCAGGUGGAGGACUACCCGGUGGAUCUGUACUACCUGAUGGACUUAUCGCUGUCAAUGAAGGACGAUUUGGAUACCAUUCGGAAUUUAGGGACAAGAUUGGCCGCCGAGAUGGCAAAACUGACCAGCAACUUCCGCCUGGGGUUCGGCACCUUCGUGGAUAAGAACGUCUCCCCGUUCUCUUACACCGCUCCCAAAUACCAGAACAACCCCUGCACUGGAUAUAAGCCGUUCCCGAACUGUAUCCCGUCCUUCGGCUUCCGCCAUGUUCUUUCCCUCACGGAUAAAGUCAACAACUUCAACUCUGAGGUGCAGAACCAGCAGGUGUCACGGAAUCGGGACGCUCCAGAGGGCGCAUUUGAUGCCAUUCUGCAAGCUGCAGUCUGCAAGGAGAAGGUCGGCUGGAGGACGGAGGCGUCCCACCUGCUGGUCAUCACUACAGACGACGUCCCGCACAUUGCCCUGGAUGGUAAACUGGCCGGUCUGGUGCAGCCACAUGAUGGGCAGUGCCACCUCAACACAGACAAUGAGUACAGCGCCGCUGAUCAGCUGGAUUAUCCAUCGCUGGCGUUGCUUGGGGAGAAGCUGUCGGAGAACAACAUCCAUCUCAUAUUCGCUGUGACAAAAACGCAUUAUUUACUAUAUAAGAAUUUCACAGCGCUGAUCCCCGGGACCACGGUGGAGAUCUUGGACACCAGCUCCCAAAACAUCCUGCAGCUCAUCGUCAACGCCUACAAUAACAUUCGCUCCAAGGUUGAGCUGACCGUAUCCGAGACUCCGGAUGACCUCAGCCUCAGUUUCUCAGCGACGUGUCAGGACGGAUUGUCGUAUCCCGGGGUCAAGAAGUGCGGAGAGCUGAGGAUUGGCGACACGGUGUCGUUUGAGGUCUCGGCUGAGGCGCGCUCCUGCCCCCCACCAGGUGCCACGGACACUUUCACCAUCAAGCCGGUGGGAUUUCGGGACACCCUGGAGGUCACAGUGACCUAUAACUGCAGCUGCAGCUGUUCGCAGCAAGUGGAGAACGACAGCGGCAAGUGCAGCGGCAACGGAACGUACACCUGCGGCAUGUGCGACUGUGACCCCGGGUUCCUGGGGGCGCGGUGCGAGUGCGGGGAGGAGGACGACAGCAGCGACUGGUCCCUGAACACCUGCCGCGAGUCGGAGAGCCACACGGUGUGUAACGGCAGGGGGCGCUGCAUCUGCGGCCUGUGCUCCUGCUACGAGAGCGAGUUCGGACGCAUCAGCGGCUCGUACUGUCAGUGCGACGACUUCUCGUGCGCCAGGUACAAGGGCGUGUUGUGCUCAGGUCAUGGUGAAUGUGACUGCGGGGAGUGUAAGUGUCACGCCGGCUACAUCGGUGAAAACUGUAACUGCACCACGGAGACGGACAGCUGUAUGUCCAGUGACGGGCGAAUGUGCAGCGGAAAAGGAACGUGUGUGUGCGGCCGCUGCCAGUGCAUCCAGCCCGGAGCAUUUGGUGAGACAUGUGAGAAGUGCCCCACCUGCCCCGACGCCUGUGGAACAAAAAGGGACUGUAUCGAGUGUCGUCUCUACCAGACCGGACGCCUCGCCGACAACCAGACCUGCCAGAAACUCUGCAAGGACGAGAUCAUCACGGUGGAGACACUCGACACGGACAACCCUGAGGCCGUUCUGUGCGUCUACAAGACGGAGAAUGAAUGUGUGAUGAGGUUCACCUACUCCGAGGACCCGAAUGGGAAAUCCGUCCUGACUGCACUGAAGGAACCAGUGUGCGCCAGUGCCCCCGAUGCCUUGACGGUGCUGCUGGCGGUGGUGGGCAGCAUAUUGCUGGUUGGUCUGGUGCUCCUGGCAGUCUGGAAGCUUCUGGUGACCGUCCACGAUCGCCGCGAGUUUGCACGGUUUCAGAGUGAGCGAUCCAGAGCCAAGUAUGAGAUGGCAGCCAACCCGCUUUACCGCCAGCCGAUCUCCACCCACAACGUAGAUGAGAUGUACAGCAUGAUGGGUAAAUCCUACAACGGGACGUCCAAUGGAUUCAGACUCGCGGACGAUAUAGACUGAGGUGCAGGAUGAGCGCUGCACUUACCCUACCCUAGAGGGCGCUGUGUGGGCGUCAGCAGAGCGGACCAGCGACGGCCGCCAUUCGGCUUAUUUGCACAUUUUAUAGACUUCUACCGGGCGCAGCUGACUUAGAGCGGCCGCCUCCUGGAUCCUACACUGAAGGAGUCCGACCGCCAGCCGGUCCGUGUCCUAACCCGACUGAGGGCGCCGCCGCCCGUGAGAUUAACCCACAAAGUGCCACAUAGAUGAUUUAGGAUUUUAUAUUAGUGACUAGAUCGGGACUAAUCAGGGUCAAGGUACGCGGGAUUCUCCAUCAUGGGCGCCCAUGCUGCUUGGGAUACAGCAAACAAAUAUGGUGGCCACAGUGAGCGGUGAAUCCGGCACCGCGACAUUUACACAUUACAACCGCGCCGCUUCUGUGAUAUGGCGAUGACCUGAGGACUUCAAGGGGUCAAAUGGUCCAGCCCAGAAGCCCUGAAUGGCAAAUCUGCCUAAUAAUGCGGCAAUAAUGGAGACAGGGCUGAUGUGUAAGUGUGGCCUCCAGACAGAGCAGAUGUGCCGCUCAGGACUCUGGGAAAGAAGACAUUAUCGACUGGGAAUAUUUCUAUUUUAAAGGGAUGUUUUCUUUUGUGUCACCUCUGACUUCACAUUAUACAGUCACGUAUAAUCUCUGUACAGCAGAGUCACUGUAUACAUAUUACUGGCCCCUAGUACUUCAGAGCUGCACUCACUAUUCUGCUGGUGAGGUCACUGUGUACAUACAUUACAUUACUUAUCCUGUACUGAUCCUGAGUUACAUCCUGUAUUAUACUCCAGAGCUGUACUCACUAUUCUGCUGG
Messenger RNA from Hyla sarda, 3375 nucleotides. It is a transcript of the gene ITGB5, whose product is annotated as integrin subunit beta 5. Gene Ontology annotation, cellular component: focal adhesion; integrin complex; cell surface. The transcript has 15 exons. The coding region runs from base 104 to 2536 and encodes 810 amino acids. The record is from RefSeq and is a predicted model, not a curated record. Gene Ontology annotation, biological process: cell-matrix adhesion; cell migration; integrin-mediated signaling pathway. Gene Ontology annotation, molecular function: integrin binding. NCBI's taxonomy places the organism in Eukaryota, Metazoa, Chordata, Amphibia, Anura, Hylidae.